ACUGCUGAUGAAACAGCUGAUUCCAAAGCUUCUCUCAUUUCUGAAAUGAUUUCAGGGCACGAGCCUCAUGAAGGAGCGUCCUUUAAACGUUCUCGAGAAAAAGAGGCGAUGGAGUCUCCUGAGAUUUGUCCAGUGAUGGUGUGUGACGGAGAGAGGAGGAGACAGGCGACAGGUGGAGGAGAAAUGAUGUCAAAGGAGCAAGAGAGAGAGAAACUAUGAGAGAGGGUAUUUCAUGUUUGAUAAAGAGAUAGUGGAGAUCAAACCUGAGGGAAGAUUUCAACUUGGAUCUUUUCAAGUUCCACAGCUUCUUUGAUUUCUCCAUCUUACAAACACCUGGAUCAACAAUGCUGCACAUCUGGCUUCUUCUCCUCUCCGGCCUCUGCCUCCACCAGUUCUUCCUCUGCAGGGCCGAGGAAGGUCUGGAGUUCCCCAACUUCGACGGGAAGGACAGAGUGCUGGACGUGAGCGAGCGCAACUACAAGAAGGCUCUGAAGAGGUUCGACCUGCUGUGUCUGUUCUACCACGAGCCGCUGCCGGCCAACAAGGGUCUGCAGAAGAGGUUCCAGAUGACGGAGCUGGUGCUGGAGCUCACAGCUCAGGUCCUGGAGAACAAGGACAUCGGUUUUGGGAUGGUCGACUCCCAGAGGGACGCCAAGGUCGCCAGAAAACUGGGUCUGGAGGAGGUGGGCAGCUUGUACAUUUUCAAGGACGACCGCGUCAUUGAGUUCGACGGCGAGCUCUCAGCAGACACACUGGUGGAGUUCCUGUUGGAUGUGCUGGAGGACCCGGUGGAAAUGAUCAACAAUGCCAUGGAGCUGCGAGCCUUUGAGAGAAUGGAGGAGGACAUCCGCCUCAUCGGCUACUUUAAGGGAGAAGACUCAUACUUCAGAGCUUUCCAGGAGGCCUCAGAGCGUUUUCAACCUUACAUCAAGUUCUUUGCUACGUUUGAUAAAUCUGUUUCCAAACAUCUCUCUCUCAAGAUGAACGAGGUGAAUUUCUAUGAGCCGUUUAUGGAGGAGCCUGCCGUCCUGCCGGGCCGACCUCUGACAGAGAUGGAGAUCGUCGAGUUCGUCAACCAGCACCGAAGGGCGACACUGAGGAAGCUCCGGGCAGAGAAUAUGUUUGAGACGUGGGAAGACGACAUGGAUGGAAUACAUAUCGUUGCAUUUGCUGAGGAAGAAGAUCCAGAUGGUUAUGAGUUCCUGGAGAUCCUGAAAGACGUAGCCAGAGACAACACCAACAACCCAGAACUCAGCAUCGUCUGGAUCGACCCUGACGACUUUCCUCUGCUGACCACCUACUGGGAGAAAACCUUCAAGUUGGACCUGUUUCGUCCUCAAAUCGGUGUUGUCAAUGUAACAGAUGCGGACAGCGUGUGGCUGGACAUGUCCAACGAUGAGGACUUGCCCACAGCGGAGGAGCUGGAGGACUGGAUAGAGGACGUCCUGUCAGGGAGGGUGAACACCGAGGACGAUGACGAGUCUGCCGAUGACCAGGAAGACUCCGACAGCUACGUCGAGGAGGACAUCUACGAAAGUCACGACCAAGAAGGUGACGAUGACGGUGACGACUAAACUGAAAGUCCUCACGGUUCAGACAUGGGUCAACUUGACUGGCACAUUAGAAACAGAUUGUUGAUAGUAGAUGAAUUAGUUAGGCUGUUAAAACAGAACCGAUUAAAGGUCAUAAGUGUUGUGAUUAACUCAGUAAAUAUAUGAAACUUUAACAGAACAUAAAACUGCAUU
Molecule: messenger RNA, 1745 nt
Organism: Hippoglossus stenolepis (Pacific halibut)
Lineage: Eukaryota; Metazoa; Chordata; Actinopteri; Pleuronectiformes; Pleuronectidae
Product: calsequestrin-2
Exons: 11
Coding region: 345-1574 (409 amino acids)
Biological process (GO): regulation of cardiac muscle contraction by regulation of the release of sequestered calcium ion
Cellular component (GO): sarcoplasmic reticulum lumen
Molecular function (GO): calcium ion binding
Source: RefSeq, a predicted model, not a curated record